AUGAGAAAGGCAGCGCUGAUGGUUUGGAUCAGCUUCUUACUGCAAGGUCAGUUCUGCACGCACAAAUGUGUUUUCUCUGAUUUGAUUUCUGCUCUCACAAUCAUCUGUUUCACCCUCUAUUCUCAGUUUCAGAUGGCGCUCAGGGUCAGUACGCCCGCAAACUUCUGACUGACCUGAUGGAGGACUACUCCAACGCUCUGAGACCUGUAGAGGACACGGACAAAGCUCUAAAUGUGUCCCUGCAGAUCACUUUAUCACAGAUCAAGGACAUGGUGAGUAAAAAAUAUUUAUGUUGUUGUAUAGCAUUUUUCAAGACACGAAAAACGUUUCCCUGGGUACAUAAAAACCUGGUUGAUAUCCACACAUACAUUUCCUUUUAUUCUGAGACAUUACCAAGUUAUUAGUGAGAGACAGAGGAGGACGAAGUUCAAGACCUGUAAUUUUGAAGUAUUUAUGCUCAUAAAUAAGCAUGAAAUAGCUUUCUUUGAGGCUUGUGUUGAAAAAAAUGAAACAUCUACUGAGAUAAACAGUAAAUGAACAAAUCAGUCUGAGGUAAAGACACUCCGUGCAGUAAAAUUAUAAAGAUAUAAAUGGUUUUCUGGAGGUAAUCAUUAAAAAAUCUUCAGUAUUGACGAAAAUUUGUGAAGGGACAUGAAUCGAAACUGAACAGUUACUUAUUUCACAUAAAACUUCUUGUCUGUAGUAGAGGACUCUAGUGUUAGUCGUACUGCAAGUGAUUUAAAACAAAGGUGUUGGCACAAAACAAAGGUCUGUUUUUUUAUAUAUAUAUGUUUUUUUUAUUAGCUGUUAUCUGUUUUGUUUGAUUAGUCUUAAAGUGUGUAACUUUUACUUUUGACACAGCGGACAGUUUGUAAUGUUUUUCAGUGGGUUGCAUAAUACCAGUGACUAAUAAACUGGCUUUGUGUUGUAAAUGGCGGGAGAGUUUCAGUGUUUCAUUCUUCCUUCUACCUAAAGCAUUACAUACAAACAUAACUAAUGUGUCACUUUUACACCAUGAAACUAAAAAAACGAACACAGCUGCCUUCAGUCUCCUUUUCUUUAGAGAAAACAGGGACAACACUGAAUGGCAUUGUGUUGAAAUAUAAAGUAAAGAUAUAAGAUUUUAGUUUUUUUUCUUUUAUAUUGUAAUGUUGUUUUGUGUUUGUGCGUCUAUCUGUAUAGGAUGAGAGGAACCAGGUAUUAACCACAUACCUGUGGAUCAGACAGGUCUGGCAUGACGCCUACCUGAAGUGGGACAAGGAAGACUAUGAUGACCUGGAGAUGAUCAACAUACCCAGUGACCUGGUUUGGAAGCCGGAUAUAGUCCUCUACAACAAGUCAGUAACAAGAGACCCACAGAAAACAGGGGGAUGAGUUAACGAUGCCAUAGAGUCAGCUUAAACGUUCUUAUCUUUGUCCAUGUAGAGCAGAUGAGGAGUCUGGAGGUGCACCCAGCACCAAUGUCAAGCUGAGAUAUAACGGGGAGCUCAUCUGGGACUCUCCUGCCAUCACAAAGAGCACAUGCGUGGUGGACGUCUCUUACUUCCCCUUUGACUGGCAGCAGUGCAACCUUACCUUUGGCUCCUGGACCUACAACGGCAACCAGGUGUGUUUAAAGAUGGGGGGCAGGGAAGAAAGAGAAGAGACCACAUCCCCUGUCUCAUUUCAGCUUUUGAUUAAAUCUAUUUUUUUCCCUGAUAAGUUCAAUACACACACAUACACAAAUCCUCCACACAUCUGUACCACAACCUUUUCUCACAAUGACCAUGACUGUCAGUUUUGUGACACGAGUUCAGUAAAAGGUAUGCUCACAGAAAUCCCAAAAUAAAGCAACAUAUUUUAUAAUUUUAGGCAGAGAAGAACUGUGUAAAUAUAGAGGGCAGAAGAGGUCUUAUUUAGUUUAUACAUGGGUUUCCAUGUUUUACCUUUGUUAGAACAGAGACACCAGAUUGUUUACAAUGUAUGCGGGUAUAGUGUGUUAAUUUAUGUUUGCGCUUGUAAUCAGUACGGCUCAUGUACCAGCUGCAGGUCUCCCACAGAGGCAUCUGUUUUUGGCUCCAGUUCCUCAAACCUUUGAAAAGUCAGAUUAUUUUUCUGUUCCUCUGUUUUUAAACUCAAUGUAAGAGGUUCAUAAAGCUUUCUGGUCAUUUGUGUCCCCAUCACAGGUGGACAUCAGUCUGGGCAUGGACACCGGCGACCUGUCUGACUUUGUGGAGAAUGUGGAGUGGGAGUGUCACGGCAUGCCUGCGGUCAGAAAUGUCAUGAUGUAUGGCUGCUGCUCCGACCCUUACACUGAAAUCACCUACACCCUGCUGCUGAAGCGACGCUCCUCCUUCUACAUCUUUAACCUGCUCCUGCCUUGCUUCCUCAUCUCCUUCCUCGCUCCCCUUGGUUUCUAUCUGCCGGCCGACUCAGGGGAGAAGGUUUCCCUCGGGGUGACGGUGCUGCUGGCGCUCACUGUGUUCCAGUUGUUGGUGGCUGAGAGUAUGCCGCCUGCAGAGAGCAUGCCCUAUAUAGGUUUGAUACAUCUUUGGCAUUCACCUUUGAGUUAUUAUCACACUACUUGAAACUUAAGAGCGAUUUCCACAUGAAAUAAUAUAUAAAAUGAAAUGUCACAUAAAUAUAUUGAGUGUUCAUGAUGAGUCAGCAAUUUGAGGUUGUAUUUCAUAAUUCUGACCCAGCAUGGCUCACUUUAUAAGUUAAACUCAUCUAGUUGUGAUUGAAUUUGACUAAACUUCAGCCUAAGCUUAUACAAUAUUUUGUUAUUCGUAUAAAUACAGUUUGUCCUCCUUUGUACAUGUCUUUUUUUCCUUGGCCUCUCCUCCAGGGAAGUAUUACAUUGCCACCAUGACAAUGAUCACAGCCUCCACGUCUCUCACCAUCUUCAUCAUGAACAUCCAUUUCUGCGGAGCUGAGGCCAAGCCGGUCCCUCACUGGGCAAAGGUGCUCAUUAUUGACUACAUGUCCAAAAUAUUCUUUGUCUACGAGGUCGGGGAGAACUGCACCACACCAGAGACCGAGAAGACUCCAUUAUGGCCCGAGGAACCCUUAGGUGAUACGGUUGGCUACCAGGACGACCAUUUCCAUGACUACCAUUAUGACAGUGAACCAUGCAGGUACAGCAAUGGCCACAGCGUACAGCAUUACAAAAAGCAACACAAAGGUCAAGCAAAUGGCAACGUCAAUGGCAACGUCAAUGGCAAUGUCAAUGGCAAUGUCAAUGGCAGUGCUAAUGGUGGCCAUCACCAUUACAACAACCAUAACAACCACGCCUCGAGACUGGAGAGGGGGGAGGGGAGGCGGGAGCACACUAAGCACUACCACCACAUCAGGAGGGACGAGCUAGACUACCAGGCCCCUCCUCUCCCUCGAAAUCUCCAGCACCUGAAUCGAGGUUUGAAGGAGCAGCUUCUGUACUCCACAGAGAAACUUCAAGUCCCAGCAUGCCCCUGCUGUUGCCCCUGUGUUGAGCAUAAAGAGGUACAGCAUCGCAGUACUCCCUUCUCAAAGUUUCAGUGGUAUAUUUGAAAACUUCACACCCACAGACUCGUGCACUUUUAAAGGUUUAGGGAUGAACCAUGAUCAAAUCAUAACAGCACUGUAAACCUGUUGCACCAGCUCUGUGUAUGUUCUGCCAUAGUCUAUAAUGCAAGGUUCACACUAAGCCAUACCUUGAUACUAGCUAGUUUUUAAAUUGAAGUCUGACAAUGUUUGGUUGCACCACAAAGACAGUAAGAGUAACCUCUAAACAAACAUCCCUGGGAUGGCUCACUAAAAAGUACUUUUCUCAAUGAGGUAUUGUGGUAUAAUGACUGCGACCAAGCAGGCUAACAGCCGAAAGUAACUUGGAGUGAUCAUAUUUUUAUUUCCAAAAAAACAGGACUUGACCUGGCAAUGAGAUUUUCUAUAUCUUUAGCUUUCUUCUACAGCCGAGUGGCCCAGUGAAAAAUGAUGAAAACAAGGACAUCUUCAUCACUUUAUAAAAAUCAACCAGGGCGACCGGGACAGGCCGUAAAAACAGGGCAUGUCCCAGGAAAACAGGAUGUUUGGUCACCUUAAAGUGAGUGCUAUUAAUUCCUGUUAAAUAGCUAACAGCACUAUAAAGGUAGGCGAUGUUAAACAUGAUGAAGCAGCCAGAGUAUCAAAAAUUGUUGGAUAUUUCUAGAGAGAGAAAACAAGCGACCACUUGCUGGAAAUAUCAACAGCUUCUCCUCAUCCUUCAAAUAAUCCUAACUUUCAUAAUGAUCCAAUUGAGCAAUAGACGGCUAAUAGACAUCUAGUUUGUUUUAGACCUAAUUUCAACCGUCUAGAUUCUGUAUAUUUUUAGACAGAAUUUAGACGUUGCACUUUAACCCAUUAUUCGAUAACUAUUUAUGUCAAAAAGCAACUGUGAGUUGCAUAACUGAUCUCCAAGUGCUAAACCAAAAAUAAUUAUGAUAGCCAUUGAGCAAUAUACAGUGUAGAAUAGAUAUAGAUAGAAUUUAGCUGUCUAAAAAACAGCUUAGUGGGAUGUGAUAUGACAAGCAAUGGAGAGAGGACUUUACCUGUAAGAUCUGGGUUGUAAUCCAUGCAUAAGUGGAACUAUCUCAGCUGGUGUAGCUUCCAUCAUGUAAAUAGUGCUUAAAUUUGGUUCUAAAUUAGAAACACGGUUUUAUUGGGGCACAUUUAAAUUCAUGCAUAGCUGGUACAACCCAGUGCUGACACAGACUUUUCAACCCCUGACCCUUUCACCCUUUCAUUGUUGAUGCUUAAUCCUGGUUCUCCAGUAAAUAAAUUUGUCCUGAGCAGUGCAGGAGACUAAAAGUAAAUGGACAUCAGUGCUUUUCCAGUCUUCCUAACCCAUUUAAGCACAUUUACACAACAUGUUCCUUCAUCCGCCAUCCUUUUACAAACACAUUUUCUCACUGUUAGCAGGGGCGACUGUAAGCAUCUGUCGACUUGCUGGCAAUGAUGGUUAUUACACAUUAGUAGAUCUAUUUUUAUUCUUACUCAAAGGAGAUGUUAGCUUGCAUAUGGUCAUGGCUUUCCUGAUUUAAAACUCACUCAUAUUUGAAUGCUUGGUGUCAGUCAAUUCUACCAUUGUUUUUGUGCUCAUCGCAGAGAUCACGACUUUUCAGAGGUUUCUCAGUUCACCCGACUUUCUUUUCCUCAGGUGGUGAAGAACAUCCAGUUUAUUGCCAACUACUUCCGUGAGCAGAGAGCGACUUGUGUGAAGGUAGCGGAGUGGAAGAAGGUUGCAAAGGUGAUGGAUAGGUUUUUCAUGUGGAUCUUCUUCUUCAUGGUCUUCCUCAUGAGCAUUCUCAUUAUCGCCAAGGCUUCCUGA
Xyrichtys novacula (pearly razorfish) is the source of this 5323-nucleotide messenger RNA. The record is from the annotation of a GenBank genome assembly. Lineage: Eukaryota; Metazoa; Chordata; Actinopteri; Labriformes; Labridae.